Messenger RNA from Glarea lozoyensis ATCC 20868, 978 nucleotides. Its product is annotated as NAD(P)-binding Rossmann-fold containing protein. The record is from RefSeq and is a predicted model, not a curated record. The coding region runs from base 1 to 978 and encodes 325 amino acids. NCBI's taxonomy places the organism in Eukaryota, Fungi, Ascomycota, Leotiomycetes, Helotiales, Helotiaceae. The transcript has 2 exons.
AUGGAUCUCACAUUCUUCAAAUCCCAAUUCACCACCCUCCCCACUCCAACCUUCUCCUUCCAAAACCAAACCAUAAUAGUAACCGGCGCCAACACCGGUCUCGGUCUCGAAGCCGCCCGACACUUCACAAAUCUAGGUGCCUCAAAAGUGAUCCUGGCAUGUCGCUCCCUCGCCAAAGGCGAAGCCGCCUGUCACAAUAUCGAAGCCAGCACCGGUCGCACUGGAGUCUGCGAGACCUGGGUGCUGGAUAUGAGUAAUUAUGAUUCUAUCAAAGCGUUUACGCUACGUGCGGAAGGGCUGGAGAGAUUGGAUGUCCUGGUGGAGAAUGCGGGGAUUGCAAAGAUGGAAUAUGAGGAGGUGGAGGGGAUGGAGAGCGGGGUUGUGGUUAAUGUUAUUGGGACGAUGUUGUUGGCGGUGGGGAUGUUGCCGGUUUUGAGGAAGUCGGCGGGGAAGACGGGGGGAGUGCCUAGGUUGGUUAUUGUAGGGAGUGAGGUGCAUGGUUUUUCUCCACUUGAUGAACGUCAUGAAGAUUCAAUCUUCGAAGCCUGCAAGAAGAAUGAUCCAAAGUACAUGGCAAGCCGCUAUCCAACCACGAAACUCCUCCUGAUCUUCGCAAUUCGAGCAUUGGCAGCACAGAUGUCAACAGGACCUCACGCAUCCGAGCCGGUUAUCGUCAACAAUCCUAAUCCGGGACUAUGUCAUUCGGAAUUAUCUAGAGAUAGCAAGGGCUUUGGAGGGUUCAUGUUCUGGUUGUUUAGGCAGUUGGUUGCGAGAAAAACGGAGGUAGGUAGUAGGACGCUUGUGUUUGCAGCUGCUGCGAAUGAGGAUUCACAUGGGGAGUAUAUGUGUGAUUGCGUUGUCACGCCACCCAGUAAGUUUGUGAGGAGUGAGGAGGGAAAGAAGUCGCAAGAGAGAGUGUGGACUGAGUUGGUGGGGAUACUGGAGGGGAUUCAGCCGGGCAUUACUAAGAACAUCUGA